Molecule: messenger RNA, 3068 nt
Organism: Alosa alosa (allis shad)
Lineage: Eukaryota; Metazoa; Chordata; Actinopteri; Clupeiformes; Clupeidae
Product: myocardin-related transcription factor A
Biological process (GO): smooth muscle cell differentiation
Source: RefSeq, a predicted model, not a curated record
AGUUGGCAUGACCCAGGAGGCAACGGGGUAAGAGGGAACGAGGGGGGAGCAAGAGCGCGACAGGGAGAGAGAGAGAGAGAAGAGAGAGAGAAGGAUAGGGUGAAUACUGAGAGAGGUGACAGAGGAAGGAACUUUGGAACCCCUUUCCUCCCGAAUUCACCAUUCAGGGAGAACUUUCUGCGUGAAAAAAGAAAGCAACGCGCGGAAGGCAGAUAGAUAUCUCUGCAAAACUGUCGAGAGAAAUCUCCUGAUUAAAUGCGCCUGACUGAAGUUUUCUCCCCCUCCUCUGUCAGGUCUCUCUCUCCCUCGCCAGUUUAAUCUUCAACUUACUCUGCCGUCCCUAAGGGAUCCUUCUAGGCAGAGGCAAGGUUCCAUUCCUCCUGGGUUCUUCCUGUGGGAGAUUUAAAAAGCCAGGAUCCUCCUCUCCACUUCUCCGACCCUUCUUUCUCUCUCUCUGUCCACUUUCUCUCCAUCCUACCAUCAUGACCUUGCUGGCCUCCGAGAGGUCAAUUCUCAUUCGCAACAAAUUCCGCUCAGUUUUGCAGUUGAGAAUUCAGAAUCGAAGACAGCAAAAUGAGAUCAACGCUGAUUCUGGACUGAAAGGUUCUUGCCCACCUAAGCCAGGGCUGAAGGAUGCGAAUGAAGCUGUGUGUCAAACAGACGAUGGCGCCACUCAGAAGAUGCCCCCUAGUGGUCAUACUGCAGAAACUGCACAAGGUGAUGCUUCACCCUGGAGCAGAGAGCCUCCAGUUAUACCCAGUAUUCAUGUAUCUUCUUCCCUGACAGUCUGCUAUUUUCAAAUACCACCAACUGACCCGGACGCAGGGGGCUCAGGCACAAGGGCUCAGGAUGCCAAGAGAAGAUUCCGCUGGCUGAUGACCUGCCUGAGAAGAUUCCGCUUCGCCACAGCCCCCUGGAGCUCCUCACACAGCAAGCAAGAAACAUCCUGCCCCUCUGGAGAACAGUCAGCAUCCUCACUGCACUACAUCCCCACUGCACAUCUGUCCCCCCUCAUAGCUUCGCUCUCCUUCCCCGUGGCCUCGGACGUCUUCGAAGAUGACAUCUCCUGCUCCUGCUCCUCCACUUCCUCGUCUCCUGAGCAACUCGGGAUGCACCAAUCCCCCGCAUUUUCCCUGUCGCCGGGGCUGGCCAGUGAUCAGUCACUGAGUGACCUUUCGCCUGUGAACACGCCCAUGAACCCCAGCCCAAGUCAGUGCAGCUUGGCGUUGCUCCCGGCAACCGAGAGCAUCAACCAGCCAAUGACCAUGACUGUGGGUGAGACAAACUCCAUGGCAACGACUGGGAGAUCGAAGGGAAUAUAUAUGACCUCUCAGACCACACCAUUGCUGCCAAAGACAGCCUCCCAGCCCAUCCCCCCUGCUCAUUCCACGCCGGGCUCAUCCCUCGCUUCCACCAGACCCCCUCGGCCCCGGAAGGCACGCGACUCCAAGCCCAAGAUGAGGGAGCUGAAAUACCACCAGUACAUUCCCCCAGACCAGCGGGCAGGGGCGGGCAGCAGCUCGGCCAGCAACUCCGCCCAGAAGAACGCUGCCCCCGCCCAGCCCGUCGACCCCACCUACUCGCACCUCCUGCAGCAACAGCAGGUGUUCCUCCAGCUCCAGAUUCUCAACCAACAGCAGCGGCUCACCGUGGCAACCAGUGGCGACAGCCAGCUGGUGAGGCUUUCUGGUGCUCCACAGCAGACUCAGCCCUCUGCUUCCCCGCCGAAAACCUCAGCGCCUGUGGACACAAGUCCCCCUCAGAAGCCUGGGCUACUCCCUCCUAAUUUGGAUGACCUCACAGUAUCUGAGCUGCGGCAGCACCUGCGUAAGCGCGGCCUGCCCGUGUCCGGCACCAAGCCUGCGCUGCUGGAGCGCCUGCGCCACUUCCAGCCGCCUCCCCUGCCCCCUGCCCCCUGCCAGCUCACCCCCACCCUGGACUCUGGCAGCAGCAGCAGCAGCAGCAGCAGUCCCGCCAACCCCACCCCUGAGCCGCCUCCGGCCAACCCUGGGCACGUCUACAUCCAGGCCCCAGGCGUGGUGGCCAGCCUGCCCGACUCCGGCCUGUCCACCGUGGGCUUCCUGGCCUCCAGCACUCCCCCCUCAGGCUCAAGCCCUGGCCUGCAGGCGUCCUCCCCGCUGCCCAGCGCUGCCCCCUGGAGGUCAGAGCAGGCAGCGGCGGAGCUGAGCGUGGAGCUGAAGAUGAGGGAGAGGAUGAGGAACCGGCCCAGGGAGAGAACGCGAGAGCUCGGCAGCGAGGCUUGUAGAGCUUCCCUCCAUCCGUUUCUGCAACAGGAGCCUGGAUGCAGCCAAGGCAGAGCUGAUCAGGAUGGGUCGGCAGAGGCCCUGUUCCCUCAGGUGUAUUGCAGCCAGCCGUGUGAUGUGAUUGGUCAAGAUUUUGAACUGCCGAGGCAAAUCACGGCGAGCCCGGUGCAAAGUUCACCCAGUGUUCGAAGUCUGGAGGAGGAGCUUCAGGAGGCCAUCCAGAGAGUGGAAAUGGAUCCUAGUCAGUCCAUUGAUGAUAUUUUGGAAGGGACCAUUGGUCAUUCAGGUGAUGCCUCCCCUGUUACUGAGAUCCAAUCACCUGUCAACGUCCUCGCCAGAUCCUCCCCACUGCCGCCGCCUUCUGACCAAUCACAGGCUGCUCAGAGCCAUUGUAAGGAUGACAACUUCCUGUCGUCCCCUCUAUGCUCCUCCCUCCUGCUGGAGCUGCCUCCGUCUCCGUCCAACACCCUGCUCCUCGCUCCCGUGGCCCCCACCCCACCACCUCCCCCCAUCUGCACCACACCCCCCCCCAGCGCAAACUCCAGGAAGAGGCGUGAGGUCGCCACCUUUGACCCCGCCGACUGGCUGGAGUCGCUGACGUCUGGCUUCCGACCUCUCACCCCUCCCAGGGCACCCUUCCUCGAGUCGGACUUCGGCCUCGAUUCAGAUCUGAACGUAAACCGGGUCCUGGAUCUGAUGGUAGAGCAGUGGUGAAGGAGGUCUAUAGCCUCUCUGUGUAUGUGUGUGUGUAUGUAUGUGUGUGUGUGGUGAAGGAGGUCUAUAGCCUCUCCGUGUAUGUGUGUG